Messenger RNA from Pocillopora damicornis (cauliflower coral), 531 nucleotides. Its product is annotated as ephrin type-B receptor 1. Gene Ontology annotation, cellular component: signaling receptor complex; plasma membrane. NCBI's taxonomy places the organism in Eukaryota, Metazoa, Cnidaria, Anthozoa, Scleractinia, Pocilloporidae. Gene Ontology annotation, biological process: positive regulation of kinase activity; multicellular organism development; protein phosphorylation. Gene Ontology annotation, molecular function: transmembrane receptor protein tyrosine kinase activity; ATP binding; protein binding. The record is from RefSeq and is a predicted model, not a curated record.
AUGUAUACAGACUGCUUGAAUCAUAGAGAUGCAACCUCGACAAGUGCCAAAGGGGUUAUUGUUGGUGCAGUGGUUGGAUCAAUUGCCGCGCUGGCUGUUGCUGCUGGAAUAUUUGUCUUUUUGGUAUGGAAGUCAAGAAAGCGUAACAGCAACAACUCAAAUGUAAAAAGAGAAAGGACAAACGGAGAUACAACUGAAGAAAUAGGACUUGCUGUUGUAAGUCGCUUAAAGAUUUUAACUCUUAACCUUAUUGUGGUACAGUACAGUAAAUCAUUGUUUUUUUUCCAAGAAGGCACGGUAACGAAUCCUUCAAUCUGAUUGGUUCUUAGUGUAGUCCGGAUUUUUCUACCUCUGCCAAUGGGCACAGUAACGCUUUCGUGGGUCGCGGAAUAUAUUCCUAGCUUUGUUGCAAAUUUUUUCAUAAAUAUAUGUUGUUUUACUGGCUAGGCAGCAUUUUCAAGCACAGACUUCGGUCACGAUCUCAAGCCCUAUAUUGAUUAAUAAUUAUUUGCACCCUCUUUCUCAAAUCAA